AUGGCACUCUUGGCGUCCAGCGUGCCACACACGCACACGGACACACACACCGACAUCACGCGAACGUUCUUUGCUGCCGUUGACGCCAUGCCGCGCGGGCGCAUAGCCGUGUCGCCCCAUUUCAACAUGCUCGACGGUGCGCGGGCCUUGGAGGUGGGAAACCCGCGGCUAGACACGGGCCUCAUGCCUGUGCGGGCGGUCGACGUGGAGUUUGACGUGAAGAAGGAGCUCGAUUUGGCGCAGGUGGCGGCUGUCAUGAACAGGCUCGUGGUGCUGUACACGGAUUGGUUGGGCGGCCUGCCGCUUCUGGUGACUGUGCUCAGCUGCCGGUAUGUGGUGGACUAUCUCGAGAAGAUGGACACGGAGGUUAUCGCUGGGUGCAGCAAUGGCAGCAGCACGGAGCCGAACACAUGCGAUGGCGCCAAUGACAACAGCACGUCCAAUGGACAAACGGAUGGCGCCGGAGGGCCGGUCGCCAACGUGCUCCGCCCCUUUGUUGCCGCGCUCUGUUUCGUGGUAGGGUUCACGCGCGACGUGGCGCUCAGCGUGCUCUACGACGAGGAAGACGUCACCACGCGCGCCAUGGAUUUUACCUUUUCGCGCGAGCGCCCGGCGGCAGUGGCUGAACAACUCGACGCGGCCGCAGCGUGGCUCGAUGUUCCCGACCGCAGCAAGCAUGCGCUGGCGGCGGCCGCGCGCGACUUGGUGCGCCUUGCACGCCGCCUCGUGGCGCUCCUGGCGGUGCUCGAAGUGCGCGGCGGCAUCUUCGCUGCGCCGGGCGCGGCCAUUGAAUCCAUCUGUAGCGUCAUGGCAGACGCGGAGAAAAUCGCUGUGCGUUUGCAGCCUCUUGAGCACGCGCCCGUCCCCGACGGCUCCUUUUCCCAUUUCGUCCAGCUCUACUGCAAUAACAGACACAUUCCGGGCAAAGUGGUGGAGGGCAACCAAGACGGCGCCUAUGGCGAGGUGGCGCGCACAGUGGCCAGUGUGCGCCUGUUUGUCGAGGCGCUUCUGCGGGUGCGCACUUCGCGCCAUCUCCACACAUAUCUCGAGUACACGGCGCCGCAAAUGGCGCUGCGCUUUGGCGUGGUGGCCCGCGGCUUGUUCCAGCUCUACCUUGUGCGUGACGACCGGUCUCUUGCUGCUCUGGCGGAAACGGUGCUGUCUUUCGCUGAGGCGCUUGCCGACGGUCUCUGCGCGCGCGACGCCGUGCCGCUUUUCCGCCCGGACCUAUGGCCCGACGCUGCGCGCGACGCCGCGCAAGACCGCGCGCUUCUGUUGUGCGCCGACCUUGAAACCACCGUGUUCCACCAGCUCGGCGCGUGGGCGGCAAAUCCUUGUCGCCGUCGCCAGCUCGAUAGCCGCGCCAUAGUCAUGUGGGACCUGCUCCAGGCCGCUGCAGAACAACUCGAGGUGGAACUUUUCUCCCACGGCGUCGGCGACCGUCUUCCAUCGGAAGAGCCUGCCCUCGCGGUGCUGUCGUUUGUGUACUACCAGAAACUCGUGGUGAUGGCUGAUGUGGCGUCGGCUGGUUUUGCCCACGAACUUUACAUGCCUGGAGAGGCCGCCCAAAUGAUGUGGCUACUGGGUUACCUUCACCAACACGCGCAUGAACAUUUGACGCGGCGUGUGCAAGUGGUGAAUGACGCAAAGGCAAUGGGACCAGCGCAGUGGUCCAAGAAAAUCAAGCGCACCAAGGCGGGGCCCAAGAAAGACGCUUACCGUGCCGCGCUCCGGCGCGCAGAGGCAGCGGUGCCCCAGGCUGAGGAGAAUUUGCGCGUGCUCACCAACUUCAGGGCGCCCGCCCACUUUGCACAGCUGCUUGUGGCCAACGCUGUCUCGCACGCUAUCAAUUUGUUCUGCGCCUGCCUGUCCACGCCGAUUCACGCUCUAUCGCGCGAUCAGUACGGCCUCCGCAUGAAACCAUGGGCGUCGGUGGGCGUCCCGGAAAUGCCUACCUUUGAACACUGGCAGAAGCUUGCUGAGCCUUACAGAGCAUUAGCAGCAAUUGUGGGCCAGCUGCCGGAGAAUUUUCUGGACGCGGCUCGUUCACAGGUGGCUGCUUUGGCUCAAGCAAUAAAUGAAAAGUUGGCGCGGGCAGCAGCGGCGUGCACCGAACUCUUGACUGGGCUUACAAAACUCGAGGGCGUGAUUGCUUACGAGGGCGGCGACGCUGAUGUGCGCGCGCACUUUGACCUGCUCGCGCGGACUUGCGUGGCGUACAAAAUAGAAGUGGGGCGCGCGCAAAAGACGUUGGCUUCGGGCCGUGCGCUUACGCUCGCCUCGCGCCCAGGUUAUCUCGAAUGCAUCCCCAUUUACCAUCUCCACUAA
Molecule: messenger RNA, 2328 nt
Organism: Clavispora lusitaniae ATCC 42720
Lineage: Eukaryota; Fungi; Ascomycota; Pichiomycetes; Serinales; Metschnikowiaceae
Biological process (GO): N-terminal peptidyl-methionine acetylation
Cellular component (GO): NatC complex
Source: RefSeq, a predicted model, not a curated record